GUUGACAAUUGUUAAGAAAUAGGCAUGAUACUGGAAUAAAUCAUUCAAUUUUGUAGAAAAAGUCGUUUUGUAGCCAGCAUUGUGAAUUUCUUUUAAGAUCUAAGAGUACUUCUUUUCCCAUGCAUCUACCAAAAUUUCAUUUUAAUUCACUUUUUGUACGUUCUUAUCGACUGCACUAUCACUAACUUUCUGUUGAUUUAUUUGCUCAUGUUCAUUAAUGCUUCAUCUUGGUGCCAGAGCACUGUGCUAGUUCCAAAUUUUGUUCAAGGUCAAAACAAAUUCGGAAAGUAUUUUUGUAACGAAAGUUAUUUAGCUAGAUAGGUGUUACUCUUAUAAGAUCAAAAAUGUGCGUAGAAGUUGGACACCCGAUUUAUAGAUUUCUGGUUUUAUUCUUCAAUUGCCUGCUUACUUUUGGAUCAUAUUACUGUUUUGAUAUGCCAAGUGUUCUCCAAGAUGCUAUGGAAAAAGAUUAUAAGUGCGAUAAUACAACAAAUUCAUCAUGCUGCACUGAUUGUCUUGGCAUGACUUCUGAACAAUAUAACUAUCUCUAUGCAAUCUAUUCUUGGACAAAUGCCUUUGUUGUUAUUGGUGCUGGAUUUUUCAUUGAUAAAUUUGGAAAUCGAAUUGGAGCUUUCCUGUUUUCAAGCUUUUGUGUUAUUGGUUCUUGCUUAUUUGCUUUGGGAGCAACAUACAGAGGUACUGCAGCUAUGAUACCUGUUAUGCUUUUGGGUAGACUUAUUUUUGGUGCUGGAAAUGGCUCUUUAACAAUUGUACAAAACAGAAUCACAUCCUUCUGGUUUGCUGGGAAAGAACUUGCUUUAGCCUUUGGUAUUACUUUGGCCUUUUCUCGCCUUGGGAGUGUUCUGAAUUUUUUCUUGACUGGACACUUAAGUGAUGCUGUUGGAUUAAAAUACACAUUGUGGAUUGGUGCUGGUCUUUGCGGACUUGGAUUUAUUUCUGCAAUAAUUGUUGGUAUGCUGGAUGUGUAUGGUUUUAAAAGAUUGGGCAUGAUGGAUUCAAUAAGCUCUCAGUCAAAACUAGUUAGGGUAUCAGAUGUGAAGCAUUUUUCCAUGUCAUAUUGGCUGGUGAUUUUUACAAUUAUGUUUUUCUACAAUGGGGUUUUCCCUUUUGUUGCUGAUGCCAGCAAGUUCAUUAAAGAUAAAUAUCAUUAUGAUGAUAACACUGCAGCUUACAUGGCUGGUGCUGUAUACGAUGUUUCUUUAAUACUCUCUCCAUUUUUGGGCGGACUUAUUGAUGUUUUUGGUAAAAGAGGAAUUUUAUGCAUUCUUUGCUCAGUUUUAACAAUUCCUGUGUUUGGAUUAUUAGCUUUUACAACAGUUCAUCCUUUAGUAUCUACCAUAUGGCUUGGAAUAACAUAUUCUGUAGCUGCUGCUAGCAUGUGGCCGUCAAUACCACUAGUUGUUAACCAAGCAACAAUUGGUACAGCUAUGGGCAUUGCUACAUCUCUUCAAAUGAUUGGUGUUGGUUUUUCAAAUCUUAUUGUAGGGGAAAUACUUGGCUCUAAGGAUAAGCUGCCCGAAGAAACAAUUCUGAAUCACUGGAAAUAUGUAAUGAUUUAUUUAUUGUGUAAUACCUUAGCUUGUGUAGGAACUUCUAUUGCACUAAAUAUCAACGAUUCUAGAAAGGGCGGAGUACUGAAUUUGAGUCGUAAACAAGCUAGAGAAAAAAUUGAAAAUGAAUCAUCACUUAAUUCUGAUGUUAAGGCUCUUGUAGAUUGUGCUGAAACAGCAGAUGAAAGGGACAACUAAAAGUGUUAAGUUUGAUUCCAAUUCAAGAUUGGAAAAUGAAGUUAAUUCAUCUCAUUGUUAAUCAUGAUCUUUCUUUGAUGUUGUAUCAAUUUGUUGAAAUCUGCAAAAUAUUAAUUUUCAAAUAUACAUAUCUCAAAAUAUUUUUUAUCUGAAAAUAUGAAUGUUUUUGAAUGUGUUUAAAAUAUUCCUUUUCGUUUUGAAGUUGAAAAAAAUGCUUUUCCUACAAAUAUUUAAAUCGUUUUUUAUAUUUAAAUCUUUUUAAAAUAAUAUAUUUGAAAUUUAUGUAUUGUUUGACGGUAAGAACAAAAAUUAGGAUUUGACAAAUUGCAGGUUUUUAAAAAUUAAUGUGAUGAUUAAGAGCACUUGAUUUUUAUCAAGUUCAGUGUUAUGUUGUUAAUGAUUUAUUCCAUACAAUCUAAAUUACUAUUAUUUUUCAUUGGUUUCGGUUCAACAAUUAAUUUGGUUCAAGAAAAACUGGAAGCAAAAUGCUGGAAUUAUAAUGGAGAAAGUAAAACAAGAAAUAAUCUUUAGAAAAGGAAAUCAAAACUUAAAAGGUAUCAUUUUUAAGCAAACUGAAUGUUUCUUGUCUGUCAAAAUUUAGUCCAAACGUAUAAUGUUUCCAAGUUUCAUAAAAUUCUCAAAAUGGUUUUUUAAAAUGCCAAAUCUGCAUGAAUAAUUAUGCAUUAUAAUUAUUAAUUGCUAAAAUGUUUUUACAUAGCACCAGCUUUAUUUUUAAUUUUCAUUGGUUUUCUUCUAUAUUGUAAAAACAUUAAGAUGCAGCUCAUUAUUUUUUGUCCCUAAUGUGACGUAUUGGUAGUUUUGUGCAGUUCAUGAAAUGUGUUACCUGAUCAGUACCUGCUGCAUCAUUUUGCUACUCAAUAAUAUUCAAAUGAAUAAUUUGUGUUUCCAUUGUUGUCCUAUGUUUUUAAAAUGAUUUUAUCAGUGAUAAUUCUCUGUCCAAUUAUCACAAGCAUCUAUGAGAUUUUUACGUAUCUUUGGAGAAUCGUUAUUAAUAAUUUUCAUUGUUAUUUAUUCACAGUAUGUAAUUACUGUUUGAUAUAUAAUGAUUUCUUCAGCAUUACAAUUUAUUGAUUCUUCAAUUAUAAUAAAAGAAAAAUAGUAUAUGUAUGCAUUAUUGGAUAAUUAUUUUUUAUAAAAAUCCUUGGUUUAUGACUCUGGAAAAACAAUAUUAUAGACUUUAUACCUUUGGUCAUUAGAAAUCAUAAAAAUUACUUAAUUUGUACGAACAUACACCAAUUCAACAAUCUUGUGCAGAUAUUGAGCAGCCUCUUAAUUUUUACAAGAGCUUGAAGUAUGUAUGCUCGUUUCAAUAGUUUAAUUGAUGUGUUGAGCUUCAGGAUAAUCUAACUGCAAACAGCCGCAUUCUGUUGUAAUGCAAUAUAAUAAUUAACUUAAAUUUUACAAAGUUGAGCAUUUUUUUUUUUUUUUUUUUUUUUUUUUUUUGUAGCAUAUUGUUUUGAUUUCAAAAAUUCAAUUAUUUUGUUAACAAUGUUUGGGCAAUAUAAGUCAUGUUGUUCUUUAAAAAAAAUUGCUUGAAUACAGAUUUGAUUUAACGCAUUGAAACCUUUAAGGACACAUAACUUAAGAAAACAUCAUAAACUGUCACAUUUAUUUUUAAAAAAUAUUGAAAAAUAAAAAUAAAUGAUUCAAAAUAAUUUUAAACACUAUAACUUACGAAUUUCAUACUUUAUUUAGUCAGUUGACUGCUUUCUUCCAAAUGAUGUAUGUCAAUGAUUUAGUAAAAAUCAUAAUUUAUGAGGAGGAUGUCAGAUGAGUUUCUCUCCCCCCCCCCCCCCCCAGUGGGUUAUUGACUUUCUCUGAGCACAUACCAUUUGGAAUUCUGUGAUUUAAAAAUAAAAGUCUGAUUGAUAUCCCAUGCUCAACUGACACAUAUUCUUAUCAAUUCAACUUCUAAUUUCAUAUUUCCUUAUUAUAUGGAUUCCUAUAAAACCAUCUUCUUUUGUUUAAAAUUUAUGUUUUUUUUUUUUUUUUUUUGAAAAGAAAUAAUUAUUAAUAAUUAUCCAAACAUUUUAACUGUACCAGAAACAGGUAGCUUUAAACCUUAUAUGGAUGUUUUUGUACAUUUUUUUAUGUGCCUAGAAGUUAAAUGUUUUAUUUCAUAUAUUUAUAUUUUAUUUAUUUAUAUUCAUAAGUUAUACGUUAUGCAUGGGAGACAUUCCAUUUGGCAUCACUUGUUAGCUUAUAUGUCCAUUUUGUAUUAAUGUCAGUUUGUAAUCUGAUUGUGUCUUCAUAAAGUGCCUUUAUCUAUUGAAAUUUGUAUCUACAAUUGUGAUGUUUGUGUGUUUUUAAUUCUAAAAAGCAUAUGUAUGAAUUUUGAGUUUUUUUCUUCUCAUAUUUAUUGUCUAAAUAAACAAAA
This is a messenger RNA of Uloborus diversus, 4167 nucleotides long. Its product is annotated as major facilitator superfamily domain-containing protein 1-like. Gene Ontology annotation, biological process: transmembrane transport. Bases 345 to 1769 code for a protein of 474 amino acids. The transcript has 13 exons. Gene Ontology annotation, molecular function: transmembrane transporter activity. Lineage: Eukaryota; Metazoa; Arthropoda; Arachnida; Araneae; Uloboridae. The record is from RefSeq and is a predicted model, not a curated record.